AAAAUAUUUGGAAGUUGCAGUUCACUCUCUUUGACAAAUAUUAUCCUAUUUUUAAAAUAUGGUUUUUCUAUAAACCUUUUGUAUGUAUCCGUCAUCCAGAUGACAUAGAGUAUGUAAGGAUAAUGAAACUUUGUACGAUGGAGUAUUCAUCUUCUUUCUUACUCUUUAAUAAGCUCCAAUUUAUUUUUGUUAGCAGGUGUAUUGUUUCUGUUUUAGAUGCAAAAUGGCAAUCGCGACGAAAAUUAUUAAAUCCCACGUUCCAUUUUGCUAUAUUACAACAGUUUGUUGACGUUUUCGUUAAGCAGAGCGAAGAUAUGACAAACUCUUUGAAAAAUACGGACGACCAUAUUGUAAACGAUUUAAUGUUUUUUAUUAGUGAAUAUACGCUCAAUACAAUUUGCGAAACUGGAAUGAGUACUUCUCCACAUAAACUUGGUUCAUUACAACAGUAUCGAAAUGCAGUUCAUCAGAUGUUGGAACUCAUAUUUUAUAGAACAAUAAGACCGUGGUUACAUUACGAUUGGAUCUUCGCAUUUACACCAAAAGGUAGACAACAAAUGAAACAUCUAAAGAUAAUACAUGGAUUUUCUCAGAAA
Messenger RNA from Pogonomyrmex barbatus (red harvester ant), 596 nucleotides. RefSeq names its product cytochrome P450 4C1-like. NCBI's taxonomy places the organism in Eukaryota, Metazoa, Arthropoda, Insecta, Hymenoptera, Formicidae. The record is from RefSeq and is a predicted model, not a curated record.